This is a messenger RNA of Talpa occidentalis (Iberian mole), 1002 nucleotides long. Its product is annotated as basic salivary proline-rich protein 3-like. The transcript has 2 exons. The record is from RefSeq and is a predicted model, not a curated record. Lineage: Eukaryota; Metazoa; Chordata; Mammalia; Eulipotyphla; Talpidae. The coding region runs from base 1 to 1002 and encodes 333 amino acids.
AUGGCCGCGCCCCCGCCCCGCCGCCGCAGAGGCCGGUCGGCGCCCGCGGGGUCAGGCUCCCGCCCGCGGCAGGGCCGCUCGGCCUCCUCGCCCCAGGACCCUCCCGAGCGGGACGGGGGCCCGAGGGCCGCCCUGCUCGGCGCCGGCACUUUCCUGGCCCUCGGGGCGCGGCCCGGCUUCGGCCUCACGCAGGGCAGCGCAGGCCCCAACUCGGGGGGCUCUGGGGCCGGCCUCCCCCCAGGACCGGCUCUGGGGCGCGCGCUCUGGGCCCUCAAGCCAGGCGCCCCCGCCCCCGCGGAGCAGACGAGCCCGAGCGGCCCGAGUCGGGAGCGGCCCGAGUCGGGGGCCGGGGGCCGGGCGCGCGCCCUCCGGGCCAAGGACCGAGGACCCCGGCGCGCCCCCUCCCACGACCUCCCGCCCGCCCCCUGCUCGAGCCCCGCCCGCGCCCGCAGGUGCCUCGGCCGAGGGUUCCCCGCGAGCGCCCGGAGCCCCCCCCACCCCGCACGGCCGCUCCGGGCCGCCCCGCGCCGCGGGGAACGGGUCAGCGCCUGGCGCGGCCCUGGGCGCCUCGAGGACGCCCCUGCCCCGGCAGCCGCCGGCCGCCCACGCCCCCGGUUCCCGCGCGCCCCCGGGCCAGGGCGCGCACGGCAGGCCGGCCCGGCCCGGAGAGGACUGGGGCGCAGCCCCCCAUCCCGCAGCGCCGGCGGCGGCCCGAGCUGCGGCCGCACCCCCGAGGGCCGCCCAGCGCAGGGGCCGCACCCCACGGAGGCCGUCGGGCCAUACGGGGACAACGAGGCCGGGAGGCGGCGCCCCAGGCCCGCGCCACCGCGGACCCCCGACGGCCCCGGCCCGCAGCAGACGCCCUGGGGACCCCGGGGGCGCGCCCGGCUCUGGCGGGGCCUCCUGCGCGGGGAGUCCGGGCGCGGGGCGGGGCCCCCCGGGGGCUGGAGGGCGCCCCGCGGCGAACCCGACGGGAAACACAGGCGAAACGCGUACAGAUAA